Messenger RNA from Ipomoea triloba (trilobed morning glory), 1497 nucleotides. Its product is annotated as N-glycosylase/DNA lyase OGG1. Gene Ontology annotation, biological process: base-excision repair, AP site formation; nucleotide-excision repair; base-excision repair. NCBI's taxonomy places the organism in Eukaryota, Viridiplantae, Streptophyta, Magnoliopsida, Solanales, Convolvulaceae. The record is from RefSeq and is a predicted model, not a curated record. The coding region runs from base 62 to 1279 and encodes 405 amino acids. Gene Ontology annotation, cellular component: nucleus. The transcript is spliced from 3 exons. Gene Ontology annotation, molecular function: damaged DNA binding; 8-oxo-7,8-dihydroguanine DNA N-glycosylase activity.
AUGAUCGAUUCGACCGUUGGUUGCGCGUCUCCGGGUCAUCUUCGUCGAUUCCAAUGAUGAGAUGAAAGCCAAAACGUUCAUACUGCUACACCCACAGGCUGCUCUACUAACCAUGAAGAAAAGGAACAAAUCAUACACACCCACUCAGCCCAACACGGUACCUUCUACCCCACCAAGCCCACAGAUUCUCCGCGCCACUGCCGCAAAAAUCUCCUCCUCCUCUUCUUCAUACUCUUCCAAGAAGUCCUUGAGCCUUACCCUCACCACUCAACAAGACACCAAUUGGGUGCCCUUAAACCUCGGCAGAGCCGAGCUCUACCUUCCCUUGACCUUCCCCACAGGCCAGACUUUCAGGUGGAAGCAGACGGGCCCACUCCAGUUCACCGGGGUCGUUGGCGGGUCCCACUUGGUCUCCCUGAAGCAAUUGGAGAAUGGGGAUGUCGGUUACCAUCUCCACCGCACAGCCAGCGUGGAUGAUUUUGCCGCUGCUAGGGCCGCCUUGCGUGAUUUUCUCAAUGUGGGGGUUUCUCUUGGUGAGAUUUGGGAGACAUUUAAGACCUCCGAUCCUAGGUUUGCUGAGUUGGCCGAUCAUUUGGGAGGGGCCAGAGUGCUCAGGCAGGACCCUCUUGAGUGCCUAAUCCAGUUCAUUUGCUCCUCUAAUAACAAUAUUAAGAGGAUUACAUUGAUGGUUGAUUUCAUUUCUUCAUUGGGGAAUUAUUUGGGGACUGUUGAAGGGUUUAAAUUUUACGAAUUCCCAACCUUGGACCGGCUAUCGAGGGUUUCUGACGCUGAGCUCAGGGAGGCUGGUUUUGGUUACAGGGCAAAAUAUAUAAUAGGUACAGUGAAGGCAUUACAGUCAAAACCAGGGGGAGGUUAUGAAUGGCUUGCUUCACUUCGUGAGAGAGAUCUUCAUGAGGCUGUUGAUAGUCUUUGUACUCUGCCUGGUGUUGGUCCCAAGGUUGCAGCCUGUGUUGCUCUCUUCUCUUUGGAUCAACACCAUGCCAUUCCUGUUGAUACUCAUGUCUGGCAGAUUGCAACUAGGUACCUCAUCCCUGAGCUGGCAGGAACCAGUUUGACACCUAAACUUUGCACUCGCGUGGCAGAUGCCUUUGUGAACAAAUAUGGAAAAUAUGCUGGCUGGGCCCAAACUCUUCUUUUCAUUGCGGAACUUCCAACACAAAAAGCAGUCUUGCCAUCAUCACUUCAAAACACCAAAGGAGAAAAACAUUUUGAAAAGAAAAGAAAAAUGGGUGGAAACCAAAAAAUACUAAAUGAAUGAUAAGAUUUGCACUGUUCUUUUCCAUAUUAUUCAGCAUUGAUCCAUUGUAACCGAGCAAGGUGUCUAUUGCUCGAACUUAUGAUUCAUAUCAUAAGUAGAAAUGGGUUCCAGGAGAUUGGAACAGAGAAUCUUGGGAUUUGGGAAACUGUCAAGUGUCAAUGGAGAAUGGUCAUUUUGUGCUAAAGGAGUUUCUAGUAAUGCUUUUGGUCUUUCAGUUC